This is a messenger RNA of Prunus armeniaca (apricot), 888 nucleotides long. The record is from the annotation of a GenBank genome assembly. NCBI's taxonomy places the organism in Eukaryota, Viridiplantae, Streptophyta, Magnoliopsida, Rosales, Rosaceae.
AUGGCUCUUCAGUGGAAUGGCCUGCUGAGUAGAAAGUUAUCAUCUUCAUCUUCAAUUUCAUCAUUGCCUUCAUGGAUUUCGACCCACAUACAUGGCAGUGCUACUGUGACAAGAACCAUAUGGACCGUCUCUCCUCUCUCUAUGGGCAGACGUUCCAGCAAAAUCGCUGGCCGAAAGGGGGCUCAAGAUGCAAAGAAGGCAAAGCUGUAUGCGAGGAUUGGGAAGGAAGUUGUGUCUGCUGUAAAGAAAGGUGGUCCAAGUCCUGUAUCAAAUACGGCACUAGCUACUGUGCUGGAGAAAGCCAAGGAGCUUGAUGUACCCAAGGAAAUUUUGGAGCGCAACAUUAAGAGAGCAUCUGAGAAAGGACAAGAAGCUUACAUUGAGAAAGUAUACGAGGUAUAUGGAUUUGGUGGAGCUAGUAUGGUAAUUGAGGUUUUGACCGACAAAAUAAACCGAUCUGUGGCAGCAGUUAGAGAGGUGGUGAAGGACUGUGGGGGAAAGAUGGCAGAUCCGGGAUCUGUUUUGUUCAAAUUCAGGCGUGCUCGGGUUGUAAACGUAAAAGUUUCAGAUGCUGACAAAGAUCAACUCCUUUCCAUUGCUUUAGAUGCUGGUGCUGAGGAUGUUAUUGAACCGCCAGUAUAUGAAUAUGAUACUGAAGAAGAUAUGUCAGAAAGCUAUUAUAAAAUUGUAAGUUCAGCAGAGAACUACUCUACGAUACUUUCCAAGCUACGUGACGAAGGAGUAAUUUUUGAGACGGAUAAUGGUUCUGAGCUACUUCCAAUAAGCACUAUUGAGGUAGAUGACGAGGCCUUGGACUUGAACAAGGAACUUAUGUCCAAAUUACUUGAGCUUGACGAUGUUGAUGCAGUGUAUACUGACCAGAAGUGA